GCGCUGGCGACGCAAUGCAUACACUGUAUCCACGUGCGCAAUGCAGCAAGGAGGACAUCAUUGCCCUUGCGCUUGAACAUGGGAGCAUGAGCUGGGAGCAUGGCCGUUCGUCGAACGUGGAAGCGUCGUUACGAGAGCAACGUCCUCGUCGUCUUCUCCGGCCAGCGAAGCUUCGAUAAAACGCUGGGCUUCCUAACCUUCCAGUCGCUCUCCCUUUCGUCGCCCGAUCAUGUUCCUGCUCGUGGUCGUUCUCUGCGCUGCGUGGGGCGGUGUCGCCGGUGACAUGUGCUGCGGCACGUGCCUCAACGGCGUCACCAACUUUGCCGCCGAUGCGAUGCAGUACCCUGCGUGCGAGGCCAUUCAGUACUGCUGCUUCAACUGCGACAAGACGCCGCUGGGGGUGCCGACGAUCUUGCCGACGGCCGGCGUCACGUUCGACGGCACCGCGAUCGGGGCGACGACCGGCCAACUUCUCCAAAUCCAGUGGCCAAGCGCAGCGACCGUCACGUAUGUGACCUUUGCACCCAACCAAGCCAAGACGGGCCUAGCGCUCGCCACGUCACCAGCCGCGACCAAGUCGGGCACGAAUACCUUUAGCAUCUGCCCGCAGUACCCAGGCACGCUCUACUUUCGCGGGUUUGGCGCCGACAUUUGCAACUCCGUCUCGACCGAGACCAAGGUCACGGUGACGGGGACGUCUGGCGCCGUGUGCUCGACCUUUCCAGCUACGACGCUGUCGCCGACGCCCAGCGGCAGUAGCACCACGACCCCUGAACCGACAAGCAGCACCAAGUCGCCCGCCAAUAACAACGUGGCGUGCAACACGAUUCGUGGUGUUGUCGUCGACGGCCAGUGCCAAUGCGUGUCCGACUGGUCGGGGCCACCCGAGUGUUCGGGCACGCCGCUGUGGAAGACGCUCAUCACGAUCGCUGGCGGGCUUGCGGCGGCGGUACGCACGCCGCUCCUUGUCGCCUUUGGCCGAAAGGAAUACUAUGGAAUUAGCUCUCGAUUGUGAUCUCGAUCCGACACUUUCUCAUCUUGCGCAAGACCCGCGCUGCGGCGCGCCUCUCCAACGCCGCCGACAACGGCAGCAAGCACAUUGAGAUGGAGGUCAUGCAAAUGUCCCCAAAGCGUCAGUCGUCCGCCGGCGACGCCGCGUUUGACGGCCAUGCGAGUCCGUCGCCGUCGCCCAAGCACAAGGAAGUGACUCUCUAAGAAACGCGAGCGCCAAUAGCCUAUUUAUUGCGCUCCGACCAAUUCUAGUCUUGCGCAAAUCAAUUGUAUUGUACAAUUGUACAAUUUACAAUGGCGCACCCAACGACACGCUGUCAUCG
Messenger RNA from Saprolegnia diclina VS20, 1334 nucleotides. RefSeq lists its product as hypothetical. Bases 230 to 1015 code for a protein of 261 amino acids. The transcript has 3 exons. Lineage: Eukaryota; Oomycota; Saprolegniomycetes; Saprolegniales; Saprolegniaceae. The record is from RefSeq and is a predicted model, not a curated record.